Humulus lupulus (European hop) is the source of this 3545-nucleotide messenger RNA. RefSeq names its product pentatricopeptide repeat-containing protein At3g26782, mitochondrial. NCBI's taxonomy places the organism in Eukaryota, Viridiplantae, Streptophyta, Magnoliopsida, Rosales, Cannabaceae. The record is from RefSeq and is a predicted model, not a curated record. Gene Ontology annotation, biological process: RNA modification. The coding region runs from base 399 to 2375 and encodes 658 amino acids. Gene Ontology annotation, molecular function: RNA binding; zinc ion binding; protein binding. The transcript has 3 exons.
CACCCCAUCGUCGAUGACAUAGUGGCUCAUCUCCCUGACAUCACCAUAUGCGACAGUUCUAGACGUUUUAGAUCGAAAACCCCAGCCCAAGGACGCCUCCAAACCGCCGAUUACGAGCGUGCCUCACCACUCCUCGUCUCGGCCAGGGCAAAGGUCGACCUUGGCAAAGAGAAGAAGAAACCCUGAAAAAAAAACCCUAAGGUUUUAAGAGAAUUACCCUUUUUCUAAACAAUCUCAUUCCUUCUUUUUUUUUUUUGGUAAUUUAAGAGAUAAUAUCCAUGCCAAUGAGAUAUAAGUGUCUCUAGCAAUACACAACACACUGCCUUCAUAGCUUGCAGGGUUCCAAUGAGAAAUGGAGAGUAAACUAGAAUUGACAACUUACAAAGUCAAACGUAUUAAUGCAAAUUCCAAAAUCUAGUUCCUUCGUCAAAAUACCUCUGAAAGUAUGCACACACCACUACUCUUCGGUUUCAUCCCAUCCCAAUCUCCGGGCCUUGUUCAAUAACUACGUUGACAGAACCAAUGUCCACUCAUGGAACUCCGUCAUUGCCGACUUAGCUCGGAGCGGCCACUCUGUCGAAGCACUCGGAGCAUUCUCCUCCAUGCGAAAGCUGUGUCUCACUCCCAACAGGUCCACCUUCCCAUGCGUCAUCAAAUCAUCUUCGGCUUUGUCCGAUCUUCGCUCGGGCAAGCAAGCCCAUCAGCAAGCUUUGGUCUUUGGUUUGGAGUUUGACCUCUUUGUGUCCUCUGCUCUCGUUGACAUGUACUCUAAGUGUGGUGAAUUGAGGGACGCACGAGUGCUGUUUGAUUGUAUUCCUCACAGAAACAUAGUCUCGUGGACGUCUAUGAUUACUGGGUAUGUCCAAAAUGGCGACUCUCAUUCAGCAUUAUCGCUUUUUAAGGAGUUCUUGAUCGAAGAAGGUGGGAAUCGGGAUGUUUCUAUGGAUCCGGUCGUCAUGGUUUCGGUUCUAUCAGCUUGUUCUCGUGUGUCAGUAAAGGAAGUUACUGAAGGCGUUCAUGGGUUUGUGGUGAAAAAAGGUUUUGAUGGAGAUUUAGGCGUUGCGAACACUUUGAUGGAUGCAUAUGCCAAGUGCAGCGAGCUGCGUCUGUCUAGAAAGUUGUUUGAUGGAAUGUCUCAGAAAGAUGUAGUUUCUUGGAACUCAAUGAUUGCAGUGUAUGCGCAGAGUGGAUUCUCAGCAGAGGCUGUGGAAGUUUUCUAUGAGAUGAUAAAGGCUGGAAAUAUAAACUAUAAUGGCGUGACCUUGUCUGCUUUGCUAUUAUCUAUUGCUCAUUCAGGCACACUACGUAUUGGGAAGUGCAUACACAAUCAGGUUCUGAAAAAGUGUUUGGAAGAGAAUGUUGUGGUGGGCACUGCUCUGAUUGAUAUGUAUUGCAAAUGUGGGAAAAUGGAGAUGGCAAGGAAGACACUUGAUUGCAUGAAAGAGAAGAAUGUUAAAUCAUGGACGGCCAUGAUUGCUGGUUAUGGAAUGCAUGGUCGUGCAAGAGAAGCUUUGGAAGUCUUUUACAAGAUGAUUAAGAACGGAGCCAGACCAAAUUACAUAACCUUUGUAUCAGUUCUAGCUGCUUGUAGCCAUGCUGGUCUAGUAGAAGAAGGCUGGCGUUGGUUUUAUUCAAUGAAGCAUGAAUUCAGCACAGAACCAGGGGUUGAGCACUAUGGUUGCAUGGUUGAUCUUCUUGGGCGAGCCGGCUAUCUCAACAAGGCUUAUGAUUUGAUCAAUGAGAUGAAAGUAAGUCCUGAUUUUGUAGUCUGGGGUUCCCUUCUUGGAUCUUGUAGAAUACACAAGAAUGUUGAGCUUGGGGAGAUUUCUGCUAGAAAAUUGUUUGAGUUAGAUCCAAAUAAUUGCGGGUACUAUGUUUUGCUGUCAAAUAUAUAUGCUGAUGCUGGUAGGUGGGAAGAUGUUGAAAGGAUGAGAGUACUAAUGAAGAAUCAGGGACUGGUUAAACCACCUGGAUUCAGUUUGGUUGAACUGAAAGGCAGGGUUCAUGUAUUUUUGGUUGGAGAUAGAGAGCAUCCUCAACACCAGCAGAUUUAUGAGUAUUGGGAAGAACUGACUGUGAAGUUGCAAGAAGCUGGCUACACACCCAAUAUGUCAUCAGUUGUUCACGAUGUUGAUGAGGAAGAGAAGGAAAUGACCUUAAAAAUCCACAGUGAGAAGCUGGCUGUUGUCUUUGGAAUCAUGAAUUCUAUUCCUGGGACAACAAUACAGAUCAUUAAGAAUUUGAGGGUCUGCGGGGACUGUCACACCGUACUUAAGUUGAUAUCCAAAGUUGUUGAUCGAGAAAUCGUAGUCAGAGAUUUAAAGCGAUUCCAUCAUUUUAGUGGUGGUCUCUGUUCUUGUGGAGAUUAUUGGUGAUUUUACAGCUACAAAUAAUUUUUUCUACAAUAGAGUAGAGUCCUCAAAACAUUCUAAUUCAUCUAGUAGACUUGCAAACAAAUGACACAAGAAGUAUAUCCUCUAGUAGAAUAAAAUUCUCAACACAGAUUGGCACGAUCAAGACCCGGAAAGUGAAACUCAGAAACGACAAAUAUGAAGAGGUGACAAGUGGCAGUGCAUGGUCAGUAAAAGACACAUUAAUAGUCAAUAAAUACAUUGACUCCUCAGAGUUGUGAUAAAGUGACCCGGUAAACUGAUGAAGAGUUUUGACUGCUUGAGAGGUGUCAUGACCAGUCAAGUUGUUGCAUCCUACCAGUCACGACGUUGCUGCCCAGGAGUGACGUUACUGCCCAGAAAUGGCAUGCUAGAGGAGAGUGUCAUGUUAGACGAGAGACAUGGCAUGCUAGAGGAGAGUGCCAUGUUAGACGAGAGACAUGGCAUGCUAGAGGAGAUAGUCAUGUUAGACGAGAGACAUGGCAUGCUAGAGGAGAUUGCCAUGUUAGACGAGAGGAGUGCAUAUGUCCAGCAUGCAUGUGUCCGACCAUCACUUGCAUGUCCUACCAGCAUGCACAUGUCCUACCAGCAAGUGCAUGUCCUACCAGCAAGUGCAUAUGUCCAGCAUGCAUAUGUCCUACCAGCAAUUGCAUAUGUCCAGCAUGCAUGUGUCCGACCAGCACUUGCAUGAAUGGUCAGUAGAAGAUAUGGGUCGACCAGAUAGAGGAGGACUAACUCAAGAUUCCCAGAAACGGCUUCAACAAGAACCGGUCUUGGCACACGCGAGAAUAUCUCAUUUUUCCCCACAAAUUGGGUGUUCUGUUAAAUUUUGAAUAUUUUUGUAAUUUAAAUAUAAUAAGAAUAAUAAAAUAUCCCGAUUCUAGGGGAUAUCAGAUGUAUGAUCCUAAGCCUAUAAAUACAUAGUUUAUGAGAUCAGAAGGGGGCUUCUCCUUCUUUUGAGACUUUUGGGGAAAUUUUGGGUCUGAGUUUUCUAGAGAGAGAGUGCUUGUAUCUGAAAGAAUUCUUGUAUUUUUGUAAUCUGUACUGAAGAAACUCAGUUGGCUCAGUUCAUCUGAUCUUGAGUACAGAUCUAUAAUCAGAACUCUAAGUGGAUUAGGCUAUUACCAACAUAUUGGGGCUGAACCACUAUAAAAA